This is a messenger RNA of Artibeus jamaicensis (Jamaican fruit-eating bat), 3351 nucleotides long. RefSeq names its product leukocyte immunoglobulin-like receptor subfamily B member 2. NCBI's taxonomy places the organism in Eukaryota, Metazoa, Chordata, Mammalia, Chiroptera, Phyllostomidae. The coding region runs from base 75 to 1778 and encodes 567 amino acids. The record is from RefSeq and is a predicted model, not a curated record. The transcript has 12 exons.
GCUGAGACCGUGUAACACCCCAUUCGUUACUCUGUGUUGCAGUGAAUGUACACAUCGUCUGCACACUGGUGACCAUGGCAGGAAGCACCAUGACCGCGACCCUCAGUGUCCUUCUCUGUCUCGGGCUGUGUCAGGGCUGGUUAAACAAGGAACAGAGUGCAGUUCCCCCCAAACCCUCCAUCUGGGCUGACCCAGGCCCCAUCAUCAGCAAGGGGAGCCCUGUGACCAUCUGGUGUCAGGGGUCUCUGCAGGCAGAUGGCUACAGUCUAUAUAAAGACAGAAGCUAUUCAGCCUUGGACACAAGGAUCCCACAGGCCUCCAGCAACAAGACCGGGUUCCUCAUUCAGUCCAUGAGGUCACAGUACACAGGGCUGUACCAGUGUGCAUACAGCUAUGGGGGCAGGCUGUCUGAGAGGAGUGAGCCCCUGCUCCUGGUGCUGACAGGAGAGUACAGCCCACCCUCCUUCUCAGCCCACCCAGGCCCAGUGGUGACCUCAGGAGGGAACGUGUCCCUCUUGUGCAGCUCACAGUACAUUUCAGGCCCUUUCCACCUGCUGAAGGAGGAAGGGGCUGAGCCACCCCAACACAGUAAAGUGGAAUGGAGAUCCUAUCAGAGGAGGUGGCAGGCUGUCUUCCCUGUGGGCCCUGUGAGCUCCUCCCAUGGGGGGACCUACAGAUGCUAUGGUUCCUCCAGCUACUACCCCAAUGUGUGGUCACAGCCCAGUGUCCCUCUACACCUCGAGGUCACAGGUGUGUACAGGGAGCCCUCCCUCUUGGCCCAGCCAAGCCUCCUCGUGCUGCCUGGAGACAACCUGACCCUCCAGUGUCACUCUGAGCCGGGCUUUGACAGAUUCGCUUUGACCAAGGAGCAGGGGCGGACACCCCCCCAGCGUUUCCAUAAGCAGCACAGCCCUGACUUCCUCCUGGGCCCUGUGACCCUCACCCACAGGGGCCGGUACAGGUGCUACAGUGGACACAACCUCUCCUAUGUGUGGUCGGCCCCCAGUGCCCCCCUGGACAUCCUGAUUGCAGGAAUGUACAGGAAACCCUCCCUCUCGGCCCAUCCUGGGCCCUCAGUGCCCUGGGGAGUGAACGUGACCCUGCAGUGUCGAUCUGAGGACAGGGCUGACACCUUCCACCUGCACAGGGAGGGGUCCCCGGAUCCUCCCCAGCAGCUUCACCUGCAGGACACAGCUGCCCCCUCUCAGGCCAACUUCACCAUCAGCCCUGUGACCCGGGACCACAACGAGACUUACAGGUGCUACAGCUCACACAGCUCCUCCCCCUUCCAGCUGUCACAGCCCAGUGACCCCCUGGAGCUGGUGUUCUCAGGAGGCUCUAAGGACCAGCCCAACACGAAUUCAGGCACCCAGUUGGGUCUCCAAUGGUCCCUGAACAUCCUGAUCGGGGUCUUGGUGGCCCUCGUCCUGCUGCUCUCCCUCCUCCUCUUCCUCUUCCUCCGACACCGACACCGGCGUCAGAACAAAGGCAGGACAUCAAUGGCUGCGGCACCAGAACAGGAGGACAGAGGCCUGCAGAAGAGCUCCAGCCCAGCUGCUGACGUCCAGGAAGAGAACUUGUAUGCUGUUGUGAAAGACAUACAGCCUGAGGACAGAGAACUGGACAGUCAGGCUGCAGCAUCUGAAGACCCCCAGGAUGUGACCUACGCCGAGCUGAACCACUUGGCCCUCAGAGAAGAGACAAGUGCACCCUGUUCCUCCCCAUCAGAGAAGCCCCCAGAGGAGCCCAGUGUGUAUGCUACUCUGGCCGUCCACUAGCCCAGGAAGGACCCAGACCCCAUACUCCAGAAAGGGGGCUUUCAGGGACCCUGGAAGGCACAGGAGCUGCCCCCAAGGACACUCAGUAGUGGCCCCUGCCAGCCUGGAGACCUGACACAGGCUCCCAGCAACUCUGGGGCCUUUUAGAAGUCGAUUGCUUCCGGAAUUCCAUCAACACACAGCUGAUCUACAUCUCCACCAAAGGGACCCCACUGACUGCAAGGAUGCCUCAGAACUGCAAGGCCAGAAUUAGAACGCGACAACCUUGGGCUGAAAGCAGGCCUACAACCCAGCCCCAGUAAGCCACAGCUGUCACUGUGAAGCUGUCACUCAACUGACCUCAGAACCCGAAAGUCCCCAAAGGUGACUACAGGGUGCCAGGUGGCUGCAGCAGCUGAGGGGUUGCUCAAUUCCACACUUCUCAUUUUGAGCCAGCCCCUUCCUCCCCUGCCUGACACAGCUUCUCAGCAAUGAAAAGGAAGCCUGCUCCCUCCUGACCACUGAAUGUCGUCCUUCUCCAAACACGGAGGUGCCUUUCCAUAGGCCACUAACCCAUUCCCCACUUCACAUCCUAAGACACAGAAGUGGGAAUCUGCCCAUCAGCCACCCUGUAACAAGCUGUGAAAUGGGCCUGUAGAUCUUGUCAAUCCCUGCCACCAAUCAGAACUCACCAGCUACUCUGAGCAGUGUGGCACAAUUGGUUGGGCAUCAUCCCACAAAGUUAAAGAUGACCAGCUGAUUCCUGAUCACGGCCCACGCCUCAGCUGAGGGUCCGAUUCUGGUCGAGGUACCGGUUUAUCCUGUUCUCCUCUCCCUUCCCCUCUAAAAACCAAAAACAAAAUAAACCCCAGCAGCCUAUGGUGGAUGGAUCAGCUCUCAGUUCCCAGCACCAUCCCUCCCCCUCGGGUCAGCCCGACUUCUCAGGCCAUGGGUUGGGCAAAGGGCUGGAGAGGUGCCAACACUGACUUCCACUUGCUACUUCCCCUGCCUGAAAAUGAAUGUUCAGCUUUCAGAGCUUCCCUUUUUUUAUUUGCUCAGACUGCUUACCUUUAAACUUAACUGAAAUUAAAAAAAGAUGUGUGUCAGUAACGUCACAUCUGAUUCUGACUCAAAAGAACCUUCCUCAUAAUUCCCUUGGCUGCCCUGCUGUGAUGUCAGUGGUGUGUGACUGGUGUUCACUAGCGCAGCCGACUCAGGUGGUCUUCAGCAUCUCAAAUUGGACAGAGACCAGCAGGACCCCUGAGCAAGGAUGACACAGAUGGUGAAGCACGCCCAAUUUCUUGAUGACUAGUAACUCAACUCUCAGGGGUGAUCACUGUAGUGUACGUAGAUGCUAAAGAAUGUUGUACACCAGAAACACUAAAAAAAAAAAUGUUUAAAAAGCCCACACGGACCUGACCAAACCAGCCUAACCAGGCCCCUUCCACACAGGAAGAACCACUGACAGGUGAGUGAACUAGCUCGAGGUAACCUGAUAAAGAACCCAGCCUGCAUUUCUCCAUGCCACACAGACAGAUGGUGUGGUUCAGAGCUGGGAGGGUAAGAGACGCACCAAUAAAGAGAUGCACCAGUU